GCUGGAUUGAUCGCCUCACUUAAAGUAGCCCGGCAUGGCAUGAGUCCUGCUUCUGAGCGUACUUUUCUCGUGCUACGCGUAGACAUGAGAUUUGCGCAAGUCCGGGUUCCCUUUCCCACUCUUGAUCUUUCUUGGCUGACUCUAAGCAGCAAGCUCGUUUUCUUAGCGCGAACGCAAGCGUGUCAACGACAACUCAGCCUAACUUGA
Messenger RNA from Truncatella angustata, 207 nucleotides. RefSeq lists its product as uncharacterized. Lineage: Eukaryota; Fungi; Ascomycota; Sordariomycetes; Amphisphaeriales; Sporocadaceae. The record is from RefSeq and is a predicted model, not a curated record. The transcript has 2 exons. The annotation marks the transcript as partial.